Messenger RNA from Jaculus jaculus (lesser Egyptian jerboa), 1297 nucleotides. It is a transcript of the gene Ngrn, whose product is annotated as neugrin, neurite outgrowth associated. Gene Ontology annotation, cellular component: nucleus. Lineage: Eukaryota; Metazoa; Chordata; Mammalia; Rodentia; Dipodidae. The record is from RefSeq and is a predicted model, not a curated record. The coding region runs from base 31 to 900 and encodes 289 amino acids. The transcript has 3 exons.
GGAUCCCAGCUGAGGCUGCUUUUCCUCGCCAUGGCGCUUCUCUCUGGCCUCUUCCUUGGCGGCCGUCUCCGCGCCGCCGUCGCUCGCUGUGGGUUCGCGACCCAGUGGGUUGCGGGUCCAGGCCCUGUGGGCCGUGAGCCGGACCCCGAUUCCGACUGGGAGCCGGAGGAGCGGGAGCUGCAGGAGGUGGAGAGCGCCCUGAAACGACGGAAAAAAGCCAUCCGAUUCCACAAAAUUCGGAGGCAAGUGGAGGCGCCAGGUGCCCCGCCCAGAACCUUGACGUGGGAAGCCAUGGAACAGAUCCGGUAUUUACAUAAAGAAUUUGGGGAAUCCUGGUCAGUUUCCAGAUUGGCAGAAGGUUUUGAUGUCAGCACUGAUGUUAUUCAAAGGGUUUUAAAAAGUAAAUUUGUACCCACUUUGGAGCAGAAACUGAAGCAGGAUCAGAAGGUCCUUAAAAAAGCUGGUCUUGCCCCAGUGGUCCAGCAGCUCCAGGGCUCUGGAAAUGCCUUAAAGCCACCCAGGGCAGGCCACUCUGUAUCUGGCCCUUUGCUGAUACCAGGGGACGAAGCCUCAUCUAAAACUAAGAGUCCCAGCGCAGUUUUGAAAGUGACAGAGUCGAACCCUCACAGUACAAAUAUAGGGAAGAGACAGGAGGGGAGAAGUAAAGGAAUCCAAAGCCUGCAGGACAGCUUGGCGCCCAUCUCUGAAGCCUUGGUUCAUCAGAGAGAACCGCAGAAGUACCACACCAGUGAUUGUAAGGACACCAGAAGAUUGCCAAGUGAUGAGAAGCUGGAAGAGUUGAAGGCAGGAGAGCCAACUGAGCAGAACUUCAGCAGCAAAGUAGUACAGAGAGGACGAGAGUUCUUUGACAGCAAUGGAAACUUCCUGUACAGAAUUUGAGCCUGAACUUGGCUUGAGGAGAUGGCCUGUGAAACAGUUGGGCAAGUAUGCUUGAAGCUGCCAAGAUUUCUGCAUAAGGAUUAGCCACGUUGGAAUAGGAGGAUGUGCUCUGCCUGGAAUAGGAACAGAAGAGCUACUUGGAUAGACUGGCGAUUCCUGGAGUGGUGUGCCACAUUGGAGCCCAGUGGCUCUUCAUUCCCUUGUUACUUGGGCUCUCUUAUGGAAAAUCAGUGUUCUGUUUGUUGAGUUUCUGUGAUACUCGGGCUUCUGUGGGAGGAAAGUGGAAGUUUGCCUUUUGAUCUCAUUUGCUUCUUGCUCACUGAACACUAACUGUUCUUGAAGUGUUUUAGUCAGUUGGUUUUCUUUACAUGAAACAAUAAAGUAAAAUGUACUAGUC